GGCCUGGCCCUGGGGGCCGCGCCCCUGCCCCCCUCGAGGAAUCGUCGCUGGAGGAGAUGGAGGCGGAGAAGCGGCCGGCGCCCUACGAGGGCCUGUUUGCGGACGGGCAUUUGGUGCUGUGGACGCUGUGCUCGGUGCUGCUGCCCGUGUUCAUCACCUUCUGGUGCAGCCUGCAGCGCUCUCGCCGGCAGCUGCACCGCAGGGACAUCUUCCGCAAGAGCAAGCACGGCUGGCGGGACACCGACCUGUUCAGCCAGCCCACCUACUGCUGCGUGUGCGCGCAGCACAUUCUGCAGGGCGCCUUCUGCGACUGCUGCGGCCUGCGCGUGGAUGAGGGCUGCCUCAAGAAGGCGGACAAGCGCUUCCAGUGCAAAGAGAUCAUGCUCAAGAAUGACGGCAGGGCCGCGGACGCCAUGCCCCACCACUGGAUCCGGGGCAACGUCCCCCUGUGCAGCUACUGUGUGGUUUGCAAGCAGCAGUGCGGCACUCUACCCAAGCUCUGCGAUUCCAGGUGCAUUUGGUGUCAGAAAACUGUUCAUGAUGAGUGCAUGAAAAAUACCUUAAAGAAUGAAAAGUGUGAUUUUGGAGAAUUCAAAAACCUCAUCAUUCCCCCAAGUUACUUAACCUCUAUUAAUCAGAUGCGUAAAGACAAGAAAACAGAUUAUGCCAUGCUAGCCUCUAAGCUUGGAAAGGAGUGGACUCCAUUAAUAAUCCUGGCCAACUCCCGAAGUGGAACUAACAUGGGAGAAGGGCUACUGGGCGAAUUUAAGAUCCUCCUAAAUCCAGUCCAGGUUUUUGAUGUAACUAAAACUCCCCCUGCCAAAGCCCUGCAACUUUGCACUCUUCUUCCCUAUUACUCAGCUCGAGUACUUGUUUGUGGAGGGGAUGGGACUGUGGGCUGGGUCCUGGAUGCGGUUGAUGAAAUGAAAAUUAAGGGACAAGAAAAGUACAUUCCACAGGUUGCUGUGUUGCCUCUGGGAACAGGCAAUGAUCUAUCCAAUACCCUAGGUUGGGGUACAGGUUAUGCUGGAGAAAUCCCAGUCGCGCAAGUCCUAAGAAAUGUGAUGGAAGCAGAUGCAAUUAAACUAGAUAGAUGGAAAGUUCAAGUAACAAAUAAAGGAUACUAUAACUUAAGAAAACCCAAGGAAUUCACAAUGAACAACUAUUUCUCUGUUGGACCUGAUGCUCUUAUGGCUCUCAAUUUUCACGCUCAUCGUGAGAAGGCACCAUCUCUGUUUUCUAGCAGAAUUCUUAAUAAGGCUGUUUACUUAUUCUAUGGAACCAAAGAUUGUUUGGUGCAAGAAUGUAAAGAUUUGAAUAAAAAAGUCGAGCUAGAACUGGAUGGUGAGCGAGUAGAACUGCCUAAUUUGGAAGGUAUCAUAGUUCUGAACAUUGGAUACUGGGGCGGUGGCUGCAGACUGUGGGAAGGGAUGGGAGAUGAAACUUACCCUCUAGCCAGGUAUGAUGAUGGUUUACUGGAAGUCGUUGGAGUAUAUGGAUCUUUCCACUGUGCCCAAAUUCAAGUAAAAUUGGCAAAUCCUUUCCGAAUAGGACAAGCACAUACAGUGAGGCUGAUUUUGAAGUGUUCGAUGAUGCCCAUGCAGGUAGAUGGGGAGCCGUGGGCCCAAGGGCCCUGCACUGUCACCAUAACACACAAGACACAUGCACUGAUGUUAUAUUUCUCUGGAGAACAAACGGACGAUGACAUCUCUAGUGCUUCGGAUCAAGAGGACUUAAAGGAAACUGAUGGAUGAAGAAAUGAAAACUUAAUAUAGAAUUCUCACAAACAAGUAGAAUCUUAUUCAUCCAAAAGUAGAAAUGCUCUAUCAACUCUUUAAUCUUAAGUUCACCAGUAAUAUAGGAGUAUGUGUUCAUGUAAAUAGCAUUCCAAAAAUAGCCAGACUUCCAAUUGUUUAUAAAUGCCUGUUCUUUUUUCAUCAAAACUCCUUGAUCAUAUAGUACUAACUUUUAAAAUGUCCCAGAAUGUUACUUGUAGGUGAAAUGUUUUCCCUAGCUUUGAGAGUGUUGAGUCUCUGAAGUAUGCAUCUCAUUCCUUGUUCUUGAACCAGGCGUUAGGUAGACACAUCAUAUAUCUACAAGACGAGGUGGAGGGUCAUUUCCAUCUUCAUUUGGAAAUGGUAACAUCAUAACAUUUAAAAAAUUAACUCGCUCUUUUGAAAGGAGAUGGUUAGUGUGAGACCAGCAUGGCCAGUGUGGGUGCAGUGCUGUAGCAUGCCUCGGCAGAGCUCCUGCACCCCGGCUCCUAGUCCAUUCAUAAGCAUGUAUUUCCAAGAAGUCCUAAAAAGAGAAAGGCCAAUACUUAAUACUUUUUUAUUGUAGGAGCAUUUUUAGGCCAUCAGAUGUUGUUUGGUUAACUGUGUUCAUGACCGUGGUGAGAGAAAUUCAGCAUCUCGUUUAUAACCUAGUAUAGCCAGAGGAGAACCACAGAGGUGAGCUGGUAAAAAUUAACAUUCAGAGCACUUUGUAUUGAAAGUUAUGGAUUCUGAACUGUAUAGCUCACCAGCUUCUCUUUUGAUUAAAAGACUGUCAACAAUUCAAAAAAGUAUACUAAAGAAAAUUUACUAGUCAGAUUACUAGUUUCCUUGUUACUAGUCAGAUUACUAGUUUCCUUGUCACUAGUCAGAUUAAUUGCUCAAAAAUAGCUGAAUAAUGAUUGAUAAAGUUUAAAAACUUCAGUGGUCUGGCAUAAUACAGUGGUCUUUUAUAUCUAAACUACUUAACAAAAUUUCCCCUGAGGGAAAGUGGAGAGAAUCCUCUGCUAAAAUGUUUAUAUCAUAUUUAUUUUAAAAUGAGAGAUAUAUUUUUUUUACUUAUUUAUUUUCUUUAUUGUGGUAUAUCUGUGUUUACAGUUUGCAAUAUGUGGUUUUAUUUAGUAAGUUAAAUGGAUCACAGAUGUCCUGUGAGUCAAAAUCAGAAAUGAAGCCCACUGGCUGCAUAUUAAAACCCAUAGUAAUUCUGACAAAUACAUUAUCCAAAUAUAGUCUCAUUCUUCAGAAAUAUUCAGUAUUUUUAAAAAGAGGAAUGAAGUGUUUUUUACAAAGAGGGGAAGUGAAAACACUGGCAAACUUUUUAGAAGUAUUGUUAGUAUUUGUCCCUCAAUUGCCAAAAACUUAUUGAAAGGCUAGUCUGAUCAUUCCCCACUAGAGGGUGCUCUUCUGUCGUUAGCCAGUCUAGUCCAUCAAGUUCUGCAGAUAGGCUGACCCAUGGGGCUGAUUUCCAGCCUGUGCUUUUUCUGACAAAUGGUCCCUUUAUGGUCCUGGUGGUCUUUCAGAAGGUAAAUCUCUGAAAGACUUGAAUGUAUUCCCCAAAACAUCGUUAGCUCCCCUUCGCAUCUGUUAUAAAUCUAUAAUCCACAAAUUGCCAUAAACUUUCACUUUAAUCAUCUUCAGACCCAGGCUUUGUUUUAAAGAACAACUCAGUAAUAUAUACAGUAGUCAGUACAUUAUAAAAAUACCUAUUUUGCUUCAAUUAGCUUCUUCCAGAUCUCGCAGGAAAUGCUAGUUCUAGCAUUGAAAGAUUUUGUGAGCAGAUCUGUUUUCAUGGUUUUACCUUAUUCAGAAUACCUUUCAUAGUACCCUAUUGCGUGGAGGGAGAGUUUUAUAGAUAUUCUUUUGGGGGUUGAUCAUGUUUUGAAUAUAAUGAGUUUAAUUCCUUAAUAGUCAAAAUUGUUACAUAUACCACAUUUUAUAAAUAUAUUGUUAAAUUCACUUUGUUUUAGGCUGUAUUUUGUCUGUAAUUCAUUUUACUAAUUAUAGACUCAAAGUAAAUAGUUAAUAUCGGAAUAAUCAAAAUAACUAUAUAUUUGCUUUUUUUUUAAUUGUUGAGACCAGUCUGACCAUACUACUACUUUGGAUUUAAAACACAUUUAUAUAGAAUGCCUUCAUUUGCUUAAACUUUUUUGUAGUUAGAUUUUUUUCCCUACUGACCCUUUGUGAAGUUUUUCUGUUGUCUAUUUACUCUUUACACUUAAUUUUUAUUUAGGAAAGUUAUUUCAGAGUACCAUAUCAUAAGACAUAUCUUGCUUUAGUAAAAUUUCCUUCCUUUUUAAGGCACAUUUACCCAGCACUUCAAAUAAAUGUAUAGGCAUGUGACUUGUUUCAAGUAAGUUCAAUUUACAAGACAUGUUUGCAAGUUUUGUGUUAGGAUAUCAUCUAAGUAUUCCACACUGGAAAAAAAAAAAAAAGCAUAAUUUGCCACAAGAUUUUUUUAUUCCAUUCUGAACUUCUGCAUUCUCAGGAAGAUAUACAUGAGGUAUCUCUCUGUCUGUUUCAGAUUUCCCACAUCUUUUCCUGUCCUAAUAUAUUCCUAACUCCAUAUAAACUUAGUGGCUUAACUACUGAAUACCUGGCAGCUCUUACAGAUCCCAUAAAUAGAUGUUAAUAAUUUUCAGUGCUUUUAUUGUAUUUAGUAGAAAUCAAACUGGCUUGUAUUUUAAAAUACAGGUUGUCCAGUAAGAUUACAUGAUCUUAAAUGUGUUUUAGGUUUUCUGCAACAAUUAGCUGUGAACUCUUAAUAUAGCUAAUGUUUAUAAAAAUUUUACAGUCAAAAUUAUUUUAUUUUUCAGGGUGUCUCAAAAAGUGUAGUAUUUGCUUUCUGAAAUACGUUUGCCUACUUAGAAUUAUAAAAUAUACUGUGACUCAGAAAUGGUAGUCUUUUGUGCUGUAAAAAUGAAUACUACGAGCAUGUCAAAAGAAAAGUAGUUUGCAUUUGUAAAGUAAAAUUGUAUUUAAUGUAUAUUAUGGAAUUUUAAAUUUGCACUAACUAAAAAACUUUAAAGGUUAUAUUAAUUUACAUAUUCAUGUGGAUCCGAAUACAUAAUUUGUACUUGGUCACCUGAAAAGGUUGACAGAAUGGAUGAUCAUUUUUUGUGGUUUUCCCUCAAAGUGAUAAUAUUGAAGCAAGAACCAGCACUUUAUAUUCUGUAUUUUUUUAUUUCUACCUAAUUGGAUACAAUGGAAUGUAGGUAGAUGUAUUUUUUAAAAAGUUAGAAAUUUUAAAAGGAAAAAUAGUGUUGUUAAUCUGUCCUAACCCAAAUGAAAGUGCUUUCCCAGCAGCACCAUGGAAAAAAGGGCGGGUUUUUUUUUUUGUUUUUGUUUUUAUUUUGCUUUUAAAAGAUAUGCCCCCCUGCCUUUCUCAAAUUUUCCCUGCAAGGCCUAUUUCCUGUUUUUCAAAGUAUGAUCUGCAAGAUCUCUGACUUAUGGAUGCCUAAGCUCAGCCCUGGGCUUCAUAAAUCAGUCUGGCUGGGACACAGAUAUCUCUGGUUUUAUUAGCAAGUGCCCCAGGCAAUUCUGAUGCACACUUGACAUUUUUAAACUACUGGUCUGUACCUCGAGUUCAGUCAGGGCGAGGGUCAAGGAGCCACUUGCUCUAAUGACUCUCACCUGGUUAGUUUUAUAUUGCUUUUUAUGUAUUCUGGCACCUUGUGUUUUUUGGUCAAAAGAUUAUUUCAGAGGUCUCAGUGGCAACCUGGAAUAUGGUCACUUGGCUAUUUCACAAGUUUUAAUGGCAUAUCGUUGAAUAGUAAAGCACUGACUUAGCCGCUGUCCCUUGUGUUCCCAGUUUUUGUAAAGUGUGGAAGCAGUCAGUGUGGUUUAAUUAAUUUUAGUUAUGUAAAUACACACAGGUAUUCAUCCCCAUGGCCCUGACUAUGGUCAGUGCAUGAAUCAUGUAGGUCUCAAAAAGCUACAUUCCCAGCUUCUGGAGAAAGAAUCAAAAAUGUCACCCUUUAAUACAGAAGUUCCCAAAACUUGAACGAAGUAAUUGAGCUCUGUCACCAGCAGCUAUAAAUACAAGGGCGUUGCUGCUAUGAGUCCAGGGGCACUUUGUCUGUCUCUGCGAGGGUGCCCAAGCUACCUCGCUGUUGAGGGACAGCCUCUACUCAGAACGCAAGUAGCGGGAGAUAAACUUUAACCUGGGGCUUCCCAUCAUGUGCUUUUUGAUAACUGACAUGGAACGUUGAAAAGGGGGAUCUGGAAAGCAAUGUUGCUUUCCCUGUUCCUCUAACAUUGACCAGGCAAGGGGGCUUCCUUACCACAUGAGGGCUUCUGAGGAAAGUCCGAGAGUAAGGAGAAAGGGUAUUGUGUGUGCUUGGAUGAGCGUGGCUCAUAUGAACAUUUGUUCUCAUUCCUACAGUCUGGUCCCUACCAGCAGUCUCUCCAAUUUGAUCUGCUUCUAUGAGCCCUGCAGAAAAUUGUCCCUCUGAUUUCUAAUUCUGUUCUGUUCAAGUUUAGAACAACCUGGGUCCUUGACCCUGUCAGUGUUGUGGGUGAGCUAAUUGGGUCAGCUCUCUGAACCCACAGUGUCAAGGACACUUGUGAGGACUCCAUUUGAAGUAGCCAGCUGGCCUUGUGUACUUUCUUUUAAAAAAAAAAAUUUAUUUGUGCAUGGAAGAACUGGGGUAUAGGCCAGAGGAGUGAAGGGUGAGAAGAUUCACCAGAGACAGAGUAGGGAGCACAACAGGCAGACCUACUGAAAUACACUGCUGAGGGGAGCAGUGUGGGUUAGCUCCCUGGCCGGGGAUCGAGCUUACGCUGCAGUGACUGCAAUGGAUUGAUAGUGCUGGCUUUAACCCCUGUGCCACCAGAGAGGCCCUGGCCUCAUGCACGUUCUCCUGUCUCUGACCACAGUGCUGUGUACCUACCACUUGAUGACCCAGCGUUAUUUUGUUGUGCUGCAUCUGUAUCGUGGUCAAUGCCUACAGACAGAGCUAUGUAAAUUAAAGCAUUUGAUAUGUUGAAGAUGUUUGUUUUUUUAAUAAAAGUAGAUGUGCGGGACUUAAAAGGUAUGCUC
This is a messenger RNA of Talpa occidentalis (Iberian mole), 6810 nucleotides long. RefSeq names its product diacylglycerol kinase epsilon (gene DGKE). The transcript has 12 exons. Bases 57 to 1754 code for a protein of 565 amino acids. The record is from RefSeq and is a predicted model, not a curated record. Gene Ontology annotation, molecular function: ATP-dependent diacylglycerol kinase activity. Lineage: Eukaryota; Metazoa; Chordata; Mammalia; Eulipotyphla; Talpidae.